UGCCCUUUGUUAAUUUCACGGUACAGAGGUUGACUUCUUGAGAGAGCCGACGGGAGCCGACGGGAGCCAGCGGCCCGUCCUCGCCGGCGCCGGGGAGGCAGCGCACGACGGAGGGCCGUCUUGUCUUCCCCAGCGUCAGGGCCGCGGCUGGCGGCGGAGAUCUCGUCCUCGCCCCCCUCAUCAGCGCCGUCGCCGGCGGAGAUCUCCUGUACGUUGCAGUCUACCUCAUACCUCCUCCGGCGAAGGUGAACAUCCUUUGCUACGAACAUCCUUUGCUAUGAGCCGCCGCGUUGUCCCCGUCGGCAGACGCAUCUUGGAGCAGAACAUCAAGGACCGGUACCGCACAGGACACAUUGGCACCGAGGAUGCACUCCACCUGUUUGACGAAUUGCUCCAGGUUGCUCAGCCCUCCUCGAUUGCUGCCAUCAACUGCCUCCUCACUGUCGUCGGCCGUCAUUGCCCUGCGCUCGGCGUCUCCCUCUUCAACCGUGUUGCAAGAACCAAGGUGCCUCUCCAGAGUGUCACCUAUGGCAUUCUAGUCAACUGCUGCUGCGGCGCUGGCUGCUUGGACCUCGGUUUUGCCGCCAUGGGCAACAUCAUUAAGAUGGGUUUUAUGAAAGAAUUCAUUGUUGCUUUCAGCCACCUACUCAAGGCCAUCUGUGCGGAGAACAAGACCAGCUAUGCAAUGGACAUCGUACUCCGAAUAAUGCCCAUGUUUAACUGUGUACCCAACAUUUUCUCCUACAACAUUCUUUUCAAGGGUCUCUGCAACAAGAAGAGGAGCCAAGAGGCUCUCGAGCUGAUUCAGGUGAUGGUUGAGCAUGGAGGUAGCUGCCAACCUAAUGUGGUGACCUAUAGCACCGUGAUUGAUGGCUUGUUGACAGAGGGUGAGGUGAACAAGGCUUACAGCCUAUUUUGUGAAAUGUUACAGAGGGGAAUUUCGCCGAAUGUUGUGACCUGUAGUUCAAUCAUCUCUGGCAUGUGCAAGCUUCAUGCGAUGGACAAGGCGGAGGAGGUUCUUCAACAGAUGUUUGAGAGACGAAUUCUGCCAGAUGUUGCCACAUAUACUAGUCUAAUACAUGGAUAUUAUUCAUUAGGACAGUGCAAAGAGGUGGAUUGGAUUUUACAGGAAAUGUCUAGAAAUGGUGUUCAACCAGAUAUUGUAACUUACAAUAUACAGAUGGAUUAUCUUUGUAAGAGCGGAAGGUGCGCAGAAGCUAGGAAAAUAUUUGAUUCCAUGGUCGGUUUGGGCCAAAAACCAGAUGUUACUACCUACAACGUUCUGCUUCAUGGGUAUGCUAUGGAAAGAUCUUUUCAUGAUAUGAAUUGUCUCAUUGAGUUGAUGGAUGAUAAUGGUAUUUCACCAGAUCAUUAUGGCUACAACAUACUCAUAUCUGCUUAUGCUAAAGAAAAAAUGGUUGAUGAAGUAAUGCAUAUAUUUACAAAAAAAUCAAGAAUUCAAACAGAACAUAUGAAUUCCAAAAGGUUCACAUUUGUUUUCUAA
This is a messenger RNA of Aegilops tauschii subsp. strangulata, 1504 nucleotides long. Lineage: Eukaryota; Viridiplantae; Streptophyta; Magnoliopsida; Poales; Poaceae. The record is from RefSeq and is a predicted model, not a curated record.